AUGGAUGUAGAGGGAGCCAAACAAGUUACACCUACGAGGCACACAUGUGCUCACUGUAAGCAAACUAAUUUAAGAUCUGCAAAUCAGUGUAGCGGAUGUGGCCAGCUUUUCCAUAAAGCUUGUUUGUUAAAAAAUCACAAAUACACAAAUGAACGUGGUGAGCAAAUUGAAUGUGUAGGACAUGAAAUAUCAGAUAACGUCAGUGUUGCAUCUUCUGUUUCAUCGGUAACAAGAAAAAAGAGGAAAAGGUAUGAUGAGGAAAUUGAUGUUAGUGACAUUGCUGAUAAAGUGGAUACGUUGAUUGAUAGAGUCCAGGAAAUUGGUGUAAAUGUAGAAGACUUCAGAUAUGAAAUCAAAAACAUUGCAAUGCAGAUAUUCUUAGAUAUUAAAGAUGACUCAAUGAAAACGGUUCGGGAAAUAGUGAGAGAGGAAGUGCAAAAUGUAAUUGGCGGAAGUAAUGAUUGUAAGACAGAAGAAGUUAAAAGUUUUAAAAAACUUGCUACCUAUGCUGACAGAGCUAAAGGAUCAAAAACUGAGACAGUUGUAAUUGAGCCUAAAGAGAAACAAGAUAACAUUUUUGAGAAAUGGUUAUUCACUGUUAAGCCUGAUGUAAUUUGUUUGACAGAAACACACAUAGGUCCAGACGUAUUUGACCAUGAAAUUGAAUUUAAAAACUAUAGUCAUGUGCGGACGAAUACGAGAAAUAAUCGAACCGGUGGUAUAUUGCUGAAUAGUACUGAAAUCAGUGAUAAAACUUGGAUUAAUGUGGUUCAAAUAGGCGGGAGUGAUGGUUUUGUCAUUGUAAAUGUUUAUAGAUCACCAAAAAAUCGUGUGAGUGAGUUUAAAGAAAAUAUGGUUGAGUUAUUAGAAAACUAUGUUGAUAAGGGAAAACUUAUAACAGUAGGCGAUUUUAAUUUAGAUGUUGGCAGUGACAAGGAUCGUUAUGCUCGUAAUUUUGUCAAUGAAUGUGCCUUGCUGGGACUCAAGCAACUUGUCAAAGUGCCGACGAGAUCAACAUUGACAUCAGACACAAUAAUAGACCUAGUGUUUUCAAAUGUGGAGUUGUAUAUUGAUGUUUUGUCUACGCCCAGGGUGUCUGAUCACAACAUUAUUGUUAUAAAUUCAGAUUUAAAUAUUGAACAAAAUAAAAAUCUGGGAGUGAUAGAAAAAAGAAACUUUAACAAAUUUGAUCCAAACAUAUUUUGUGAUAUUUUUGCUGAAAGAUAUAAGAUAGAUAUUAAUGAUGAUAUAGAUGUAGUUAUCAAUAAAUUUAAUAGUAGUAUAACAUAUGCCCUACAUUACAAUGAUUCUUAG
Messenger RNA from Cotesia congregata, 1314 nucleotides. The record is from the annotation of a GenBank genome assembly. Lineage: Eukaryota; Metazoa; Arthropoda; Insecta; Hymenoptera; Braconidae.